Gongylonema pulchrum is the source of this 411-nucleotide messenger RNA. Lineage: Eukaryota; Metazoa; Nematoda; Chromadorea; Rhabditida; Gongylonematidae. The record is from the annotation of a GenBank genome assembly.
GUUUUGUCUGGUGUCCUACAGUCCUUUCGUAAACUACCACUUCUGGAGAACAAACUGUUGAUCGGGAAUCCAGAUUUGGUGUUUCUCGUUGUGCCAUGUAUUUAUUCCACUUUGGAAACAACGCUGAUGCAGACCAAACGUCACAAAACGAGUCCCACUUGUAUGCAAAUGGAUCUCUCUGUUGCUUAUCGUUCUCUUUUGAAUUGCACCUGUGAGCAUAAGAAUAUCCCGAUCAGUUGCUGGCUGGCCAGUUUCGUGAAGCAUGCGCAAAAAAUUGGUGGCACCGAUCCAGUUGUGCGUUUUUUUCGAUGCGUUGGAGAACUGGAAUUCAUGGGUGUCGUUAAAGCAGCCAGCUAUAGGAACAGAAGCGCUGUCCGAGUGGCCCUCCUACCGACUUCGUUUGCUUUCUAA